Messenger RNA from Penicillium egyptiacum, 1062 nucleotides. NCBI's taxonomy places the organism in Eukaryota, Fungi, Ascomycota, Eurotiomycetes, Eurotiales, Aspergillaceae. The record is from the annotation of a GenBank genome assembly.
AUGACAGGCCAAGACAUCUUCGACGAGAAACACAAAAUAGGUGAGCAGGUCAUCGACUCGCCUCCAAGUGAGCUUGACCAUAUUGUGAAAGACUGGGACGGGGAAGAAUCAGCCGUUCGACGAAAAAUCGACUUUACCCUCAUUCCAAUUCUUGCAGUCGCGUUCUUCGCCUUGCAAAUGGAUCGCGGCAAUAUUAGCGCCGUCUUGACAUCAACCAUCACAAAAGACCUCAAUAUCACAACGAAUCAAAUUAAUAUCGGGUCGCAGUUGCUCUCCGCUGGUAUUGUCCUCUCUGAAAUUCCAUCAAAUAUUAUUAUGCAGCGAAUUGGACCCCGUAUCUGGUUGUCGGGGCAGUUGUUCGCUUGGGGUUUGGUUGCUACGUUCCAGGCCUUUGUUCAGUCGUAUCCUGCGUACCUGGUUACGAGAAUUCUGUUGGGAUUGUGUGAGGGCGGGUUUAUUCCUGGCGCUCUAUACUACCUUUCCACCUGGUAUAAGAAGGGGGAGACUAGUCUUCGCACCAGUCUCUUCUUCUACGGGCAGAUGUUCGCAUCGGCCACAUCCAGUUUGAUAUCUGCCGGACUUCUUCAGCUGAAUGGCACCCAUGGCAUGGAGGGAUGGAGAUGGAUUUUCCUGGUCGAGGGAUUAAUAACCCUCUUCAUCGCAAUUUUAUUCACUCUCCUCGUGCCUCCAUCGGCUGGAGAUGGGCGUGCAUUGAUCGCUUUCGGGCGCUGGAGCUACUUCACCGAGCGCGAGUCAUACAUCAUUCGCAACCGCGUUUUGCUAGAUGAUCCUCUCAAAGCCAAGGGCCAUAUCCAGAUCUCAGGCUCUGAGAUCUGGCAGACCGUCAAGCAGCCGCGCAUCCUGCAACACGUUUUCGUGACUUUGGUGGCCAUGUCUGGCUUCUCUGGUUUAACCCAAUAUACGCCCAGCAUGAUCAAAGCGCUGGGUUUCGGUGCCGUCAAGGCAAAUGCCUUGGCUUCGGUUCCAGUCUACUGUAGUAUGAUAUGGUUAAUUGCUCUGUCUUUUGCUGCGUGGGUGCUUUCUAUGAGUAGUGUAUGGUGA